This is a messenger RNA of Exophiala aquamarina CBS 119918, 2025 nucleotides long. RefSeq lists its product as uncharacterized. Bases 1 to 2025 code for a protein of 674 amino acids. The record is from RefSeq and is a predicted model, not a curated record. Lineage: Eukaryota; Fungi; Ascomycota; Eurotiomycetes; Chaetothyriales; Herpotrichiellaceae. The transcript is spliced from 2 exons.
AUGUCUGAGAUUGCAGACGUGGCACCUAAAGUGGCGGCGGCCGUUGCGCCCCAGCCAGAGGAAAGCAUUCAGAUGCAGGCGAACGGAGUCAGCCGCAGUAAUCAGGUUAUCUUGCAAAAGUAUGAGCAAGAACGUAACAAGCGUCUGCGCGACGACGGGAAUGCACAGUAUAUUGACCCAUCGCUUCAUCCCAAGCUUCGCCAGUUUCAGCAAGAUGUUUGGGCCAAAAGCCUCCCAAAUCCAGGACUCGAUAGAGCACGGAAUGGAGACAAACACAAAGUCGUACUACUCGGAGCUGGAUUCGGUGGUUUGUCAACGGCUGCUCGUUUGAAGCAGGCUGGCAUCGAUGAUGUUGUGCUACUUGACAUUGCUGGUGGGUUUGGCGGUACCUGGUAUUGGAAUCGCUACCCUGGGUUGAUGUGUGAUGUCGAAAGUUACAUAUACAUGCCUUUACUGGAAGAAACAGGCUAUAUUCCCAAGCACAAGUACUCCAGUGGCCACGAGCUACGGCAGUAUGCCGAGCUUCUUGCCGAUACGUUCCAGCUUCGAGACAAGGCCAUCUUCCAGGUCAAGGUUGAGACAGUCAAGUGGGAUGAUGAGAAUAAUCAUUAUGUCAUUGACCUGACACGACUAGAUGGGAAGGGAAGUCUUCAGAUUCUCGCCGAUUUCAUCGUGAGCAACUGUGGUGCGAUCAAUUUGCCCAAGAUGCCCGAUCUACCAGGCAUGCUUGACUUCGCUGGUCACAGCUUCCACACUUCACGAUGGGAUUACAGCUACACGGGUGGAGCCCCAGAGAAUCCAGACUUGACUAACUUACAGAACAAACGCGUGGGGAUUAUCGGGACAGGUGCUACUCUCCUUGAUCUCUCUCGUGGAAAGAUAUUACUAACUUUAUUAAUUUGUCUAGGCGCAACCGCGGUCCAGGCAGUAUCACACUUGGGUAAAUGGGCAAAAGAACUCUAUGUAUUCCAGCGUACCCCAUCGUCCGUGGAUGUGCGGAACAAUCGUGCUACUGAUCCCGAAUGGUUCAAAAAAGAAGUUGCUGGGAGUGGACAUGGCUGGCAACUUCGUAGACAAGAAAAUUUUAACCUCCACGUUGCCGAUGUUGACCCAGGCGUCGAUAUGGUGGACGAUGCGUGGACCAGUAUGCGAACUUUCAGCUAUGUGGUCGGCAAUCCUAAGAUAAACCAUAUGAAAGAUGUUCCUAGCUUUCUUGCAGAAGCUGGGGCCCAGGAUUUUCCUCGCCAGGAAAGGAUCCGGAAACGGGUCGAAGAAAUCGUGAAGGACAAGGCAACGGCAGAGAAGCUAAAGCCUUGGUACUCAGGUUGGUGUAAGAGACCUUGUUUCCACGACGAUUAUUUACCAACAUUCAAUCGACCGAAUGUACACCUCGUCGACACAGAUGGGAAAGGGGUCGACAAGGUCACCGCAAAUGGAGUUGUCGUGGCUGGAAAAGAAUAUCCACUGGAUCUGCUGAUAUUCGGUACGGGAUAUUGGAUCAAGGGUGCCGAGAGUCCUUGUGGGAAGGCCAAUUUCAAAGCCUACGGCAAAGGCGGUGUCUCGAUGGACGACAAAUGGGCCGAGCAGAUCACCACUCUCCAUGGCCUCAUUACAAAUGGGUUCCCUAAUUACUUCUUCCCCGGCCCAAAUCAGUCUGGUGCUGCGGCAAACAUGGUGUACGGGAUGUCCACCUUUGCCGACCACCUGGCCUACAUUCUAACCGAAGCCUACAAGAAGUCCUCUGGUCGGCCAGUCCUGAUCGAGGGAGAACCUGACGCCAUGGAGGACUGGUCCCAGCAGAUUGUAUCCAAAGCAGUCGCCUUUGCGGCGCUAGGCGGAUGUACACCGAGUUAUCUAAAUGGCGAAGGCGCUGUAGGCAAACCCAUGGCUCCUGAAGUCAUGGCAAAGGCAGCUAGAGCCGCUGUUUGGGGUGAAGGUGUACAGAGCUAUAUUGACAUCGUAACUAAAUGGAGAGCUAACGGCGACCUGAAAGGACUCAAGAUCACUCCUUCAGUGACAGCUUAA